Peronospora matthiolae is the source of this 426-nucleotide messenger RNA. Lineage: Eukaryota; Oomycota; Peronosporomycetes; Peronosporales; Peronosporaceae. The record is from the annotation of a GenBank genome assembly.
AUGAGCCCAAACGUUUGGACAGCAGCAAGUGACGGCGACUUGGCAAGUGUCAAGGCCUUUGUAGCCAAUGGAGGAGAUGUCAAUGCCAAGGACGAGAAUGGAUACACGGCCUUGCAGGCAGCCGUGAGUUACAGCCACAUCGAGCUCGUGGUAUUUCUGUUGGCCAGCAGUGCAGACAUCCACCUGGGAGACAAUGACCGGGACACUCCACUACAUCUGUGCGAGACGGUGGAAUGCGCUCGAGUGCUGCUGGAAGCUGGUGCAGAUUUGAACGCACGCAAUUCCGAUGGGCGGACGCCCUAUGAUGUUGCUAUUGAAGACGAGAACGAUGAGCUCAUGGCGAUGUACGAGAACCUGGGCGCCGAGAAGUCUCGCGCGACGAUCACGGAAGAAGAGAACGGCUUUUUGAAUUGUGAAAGGCAAUGA